UCUCCCGCGCGUCGAGUCGUCAUGCGUCGGUGGUGAAGUGAAGUGCAGUGUUUUCGUUUACGUAUUCGUGAUAGUGCUGACUGUAAAAUGAAGUCUUUUGGCGCGACUGCGCUGUCUGUGCUUGCUGUUAUGACAGUAUGCCUCGCAGCAAAAGACCGCUCACGGCAGCGUUCUGGCCCGAUCAGGAGCGUUCCCGUAGGGGCGAGUAUCAAGAGGGAGGUAAACUUUGACUGCCCUGAAGAAUUUGGCUACUACCCUCAUCCUACCGACUGUACGCUAUACUAUGUUUGCGUAUUCGGCGGCGCGCUACUCGAGUCUUGUACUGGUGGCCUUAUGUACAGCCACGAGCUCCAAACAUGUGAUUGGCCGCGUAACGUAGGCUGCGAUGCCACCGGUGCCGUGGUUGCUGAACAGCUGGAGCGGAUCCAUGAGAGAGAGCCACCGCCACCGCCACCACGACGCACUGCCCCGCCGCCGCAGCGGGCUCAGCCCAAUCCUGUCAUCACUUCGCGCGGACAACCGAAGUUUAACCGACAAGAAUACGAAAAGCAACAACAGCUGUACGCGGAGGUAGACGACUUACCACCUGUUGAAGAAAUCGAAAGUGAUAGGCAGCAAAGAGUGUACAGAGGACAGCCUUCAACAAUAGGACAAGUUCAAAAGGACAGAGAUGGUUAUGUUUCCCAAUCCAGCUCUGGAAGGACAUUCAAUUCAAACAUCAUACCUUCGUCUAUUAAUCAAAAUAGCAAAAUAGGAUCUUUCUCUUUUGGAACACAAGUUGAUGACCGAAGGACAGCUACUGCAACGCAAGCACCUCAAACCUAUAGAGAUGAAAAAUAUGACGACGUAACUGACUCUAUCGACAGACCUAAAGACUUUUUGACAGAUAUAAGUAAAGUUAAAGACAUAACUCAGAAUACUCUUUUAAGAAAGAAGAGAGAUAUUGUAGUUACAGCAGAAAAUGUAACCAAGACACCAGACAAAUUAUCAAAACGAAGUGAUAAUGAAGAGGAAAAUGAAAAUGAAAAUGAUGAAGUGAUGGAAUACAUUGAAUUUGAUGAACCAUCAAGCGAUGAUGAACUUGACGAAGAAGAUUUAGAGGACAGUGAAAGGGGAAAGAGACAAAUACGGUUUUAUUUAAAAAAUGGUUUCAAACCACCUGAUAAAAAUUGGCACAGUUCCAAACCCAUAAAAGUUAACUUACAGCAAUACAAUUACAAUCCUAAUGUUCAAAACCAAAGACUAAUUUACAACAGCGAACAUAAUAAUGGAAAUAAUCGUAAACCCUUUUUCAAUAAUAAUUUGUUUUCAACGGCAAAUUCUUAUGCGCCAUAUCAGAUAGAUAAUACUCAAACUCGACCAUUCAAAGCAAGUACACCGGAUCCUACAAAGCAAAAAAAUCCUCAAUUUAGUGGAGGAGCUCAAAUAAUUACAAAAAGCCCUCCAAUAUCGUCUUUGAAUAAUAAUCAAAAUCCUUUUUCUACCUUAGCUGGAGGUUUUUAUAAUAAUGCUUUAAAUAUUCAAAACAAUCAGUUACAGGCAGUACAUUCAACACAACAAUCUGCUAGGCAACCUGCAGUAUCUUUUUCUGACUCGUCUCAUUUAUCCAGUGCCAUCGUUACUGGAAAACCUAUACAAUUCACAUCUGUACGAUCGCCGAAUGUAUAUCAUGAAAACAAUGUUAAAAAUAAUAAUCAAGCUUCUAAAAUUAAUACUAAUGGUAAUAAACAAAUCAACAAAGAUCAAGAUUAUGAGGAGUAUGAAGAUGUUGAGUCCAGUGAAGAAGAAGAAUCUUCACAUGAAGACGAAGAUGACGAUAAUUAUCAAAAAUUCCGAGUACCUUUUGGUCGUCCUCACGGUUACAAUAAUCCUAGUCAUAAAUUUACCAAAAUAGAAAAUCCUUUCGCUAAUCCAGACUUCAAUUUUGACACAUUUUUGGAAAAACUGCGGGACGACCACAACGCUGUUAUCGGUAUAACUACACCAAACCCUAGACCUAAAGAAAAUGUAAAUCCAUCUAAAUUAGUCAACAACAAUGCUAUGUUUACUACUGCUGCCUACUCAGAUAGAGAUACACAUUCGUCAACCUUUAGAAAUGGAUUAAAUACGCCAAAACCAUUUACAGUAUCUGCAGAGGUUACCAAUAAUGGAGGUUCACCUCAAAGAUUUAUAAAUUCGACUCCUAAACAAGUACAAACAUACCAACAACAGUUACUUCAGAGGCCCCAAACAGUACCUCAAAAAUAUGUUCAAAAUAUUCAAGAGCCUAUAGCAGUAAAUAAUAAUUAUAAUAAAUUACCUCAAGCAACACCUGUAAUUCAAGCAGAAAACAUUAGACCCAAUAUCAAGCCACCAAAUUUUAAAGAUGAUCGUCAACUGCCAUUAAGUUAUAAUUUUAAUGUACCUAAUGAGAAUAAUCUUCAACAGUCUUAUUCUGUAAGACAACCAAUAUAUCCCCAGACAACGCCCACGGUUACACAGAAACCUUACUUAACGGGACCAGGCACAGCACCACCAACUGCGUUUUUAAUACCUAAAAAUCAUAAUCAAGCUACGUGGCCACAAAUAUCAUCCACUCCGAGUCCAAAUUUUGUGUCAACCAUCCAACCUCAAAAUGUUAAACAGUUUUUAGCAUAUAUACAAUCUACGCCGAAACCUACAAUAUCAUUACUAGAUGAACAACUUUCUGCAUUCCAAAAUUAUUGGAAAACUCUUUCUACUGGUGUAACUGAUCCAAUCACGUUACUUCUUAAACCAAGUACAGUGACUGAAAUUCCAAAACAAGGAGACUCAUUCUCCCAUACAGUACAAUCUUCGACUCAGUUACCUAUUAAAAUUAAAAGUAAGGUACUAACAACUACAGCGCCUCCUAAGCGCAGACCGAUACCAAAACCCUCACCCGAAAUGAAUGAUUAUUAUUAUGAUGAUGAAGAUGAACAAUAUUACUAUGAACCUGCUGUUAAACCUAAAUAUAUGCCAAGUUCAGAAGUUAAGCCACAGAGACCUCCAAUGGCACAAAACUAUAAAGAAUAUGAUGAUGUAGAUGAUGAAGUCCAAAAUCCUGGAAAUACAAAGUUCGCUCAUUCAACACUAAGGCCGGGUGAACAUAACCUACUUAAACAAGAUUCUGUUACCAAAAAUCAUAAUGAUUUAUCUGUAGUUACAAAGGUUCCUUAUAAACAACAGAUCAAAAAUAUAAAUGGAAAAAUUCCAGUACCAGUAAUGGUUGACUAUAUUAAUCCUUCCAAUAUUCAGUAUGGUCCUCGGAAUACAACAGUUCACAUAAGAAAGCCGAAUCAUAAUCCAAAUACCUUGAGGCCUCCCAAAUAUCUUAACCAGACUACUUUGCGUCCGUACACCGUUAGGCAUAGAUUGGCUAAGCCAACGACACAAAAAUAUCAUAUUAGUCAUGGAGAUGAUAAUAAACAAACUAGGGGACGGGUUCGUCAUCAAAACAUCGUUGCACAAAAUAUGAAAUUCACUACACCACGGGACAGUUAUAAACAAGAGACUCGUUUUACUAAGACUAGUCAUGACGAUAGAACCAACAGUUUGGAACCAACGGAAAGUAUUACGCCGACCUCUUAUUCUGCUAGUCCGCGACCCAAAAUGUUGUACAAUGCAUCCCAGACCUACAACGCUGAUCAAUACGAUCCUUAUUACGCUGUUUAUGAUGAAGAUGGUGAAUUGUACAAAGAUACAGACUAUGUUCAGCAAUAUAACCAGGCUUCGCUUCGGCCGGCAGUCCAGCAGACGUACCGAGGCACGCCUCCGCCAGCUCGACGACCGGUUGAAACUUACACAGCGAGGCCAGUUUUAUCUGAUGAUUAUGACGACGUCCUUAUUCAGCCACAGAUAAACAACCAGAAUCAGUACCAAUCUUCCAUUCGCCAGCAGACAAGGGGCGAUGGUAACGAAUUGGGCUAUGAUCACAUUCCAAGCAGCGUGAGGACGACAGUUUACGAAGCUAGCUCCCUCCGCACCACUCCUUCUACAACUAGCACAAGCACAACCACCACUACUACUACCACUACCACAACUACCACACGACGUCCAACAACUACUACCGCACCCUAUACCGCAGCAAUGACCCCGGCUCGGUAUAGCCCAAGAUCAUCGUCCGAUGAAAAUCGCAUUCGCAAUCCUGAAACCUCUACAAUCCAAAAUUCUUUAGAUAAGUCCACUUCGACACUUCCGUCGACAUUGUCACCUUUCAUUAACUUUUCAUCCCUUGCUAAGCCUUUCGAAAAGACAGAUAACUCAUACAGGUCCGACUUAACAUCGACUGAAAAAAUACCGACUCGUAGAAACCCAUCUCGUGUGACUAACAAUAAUAAUAAUGUGAAGUUGGUGCACCAGUCGCCUGCUGCAAGUGAUAAAAAGUUAAUUUCAUUAACAACUGGUUUCUCAAUUCGUAGAAACUUUAACAAUACUAAAGACCCCUAUACAUUAACGUUAAUUUCAAGACCACAAGAAAGUUAUUCAAAUUCUAGAAACAAAAAUACUCGUGUUCCAAAUAAAAAGCAUCAUAUUCAAAAGUUAAUUAAUAUCGCAGAUGAAAGCCAGGAUAUUAGUGAGGCUUACAAUGAUUAUAAAGAAGACGAUACAAAAAUUAAUGAUAAAAGGUCUUCUAGUAUUAUAAUACCGAGAACUAAUGCUAGCCCAGGAACAUUUGCAGAUAAAGAGACGUCAAUUUAUCAUAAACCAUCUAUACAAAGACCAAGUAUACUACCAAGAGUACGAAUAACAACAACACCACCUGCAACAGAUAGUACAAAGUACUAUUUAAAAACAGUGUUAAGACGACCAGCUACUCCUUCCAGUAUUGAAGAGCCUACUGAAAAUGCUAUAAACGUUCAAACGUUCAAUGAAAGGAAUUUACAUAAUGGUAACAAAGAUGAAAUACCAAGUGAUAACUAUAGUCCUCAUCCUAAUGCAAAUUUCUAUAGUUCAGAUAACACAAACUUUAAUGACAAAUAUAGUGAACCAGUUAUUCUUCCUUAUAACACUUACAACGAUCAAAAAAGUGUGGUCAAUAAAGAAAUUAUCAAAGGAGACUAUCCGUUUAGUAUUGAAAGUACAACUGAAGACACAGAUACAGCAAAAGAAUUAACCUCAACAACUCCAAAAUUAAACCUUCUGAGGACUGAAAACCCGAAAGAGAAAAAACCUUCGUACUAUGUUUAUCAAGUAGAAGAUGAUGCUGUAGCUGAUCAAACGACCGAAGUAUUUAAUGUCAAAAAUAUUAUCAAAAAUAUUAUAAACAAUUUAUCUAGUUCUACCUCGCGAAUUGAGAAAAUUACUUCUACCGCUUCUUCGACAACAUCUACAAGACCUCCUGUUGAUGAAAAAGUUGUUCACAUAGGUCAAAAGAAAAAAGUUAAUUUUUCAGACGAAAAACCUCUUAAAAGUAUGGUAAAACACUUGAGAAUUAUUACAGAACCAAGUGUAGUUCACUAUAUUUCACCUACAGUGGAAACUAUAACUUUUACUGGUCCAAAUACAGAAUUUAAGAAAGAAUUCGUAUCAACUACACCUGUAAUGUCUCGUGUAACUGAAGCUACAUUUAUAGAUUCCAUGACACAAGCGGGUGUUCUUGACAAUGCACCUAGUUCUGAGUUUGCGCCUCGUAAAGAACCUUUUAAGUCAAAGUUUAAUAGUUUUGUUAAAGGUAAGAUAGAAAAUGAGAAAUCGCGUAAAUACCAAAAAAUUAUUGAUACAGAAGAACCGUCUUUCGAUAGCAGUCGUACCAAACAAUACAACGAAGAAAGUGACUUGACUCAGACGAUCAAAGAAAAUCAUGACGUUAUUGAAACAACAACAGUAACUGCAAACGAACGACUUAAUGACUUUGUACAUGACAUCGCUUCAACAACUAGUACUACUAAAUCGACAACAACUUUGAAAACUGAGGUAGAGACCAAACCGACUACUAAAAGUAUAUCCUUCCCAACACGAGUCUCUCGUAUCAAUCCUGCAAUAAAAUUAGCCGUGGAAAACCUUGGAGGUGGGCGCAGGAGUUACCAAUCAUCGUCCAAUUGUUCAUCAGACAACAGUCUGCAAGCGAAUUCAAAAUGCAACGAAAUCAAAUACCAGAGGCCAAGCAGUACUAGAGGCCGAGGUUCUGCACAUUUCUCAACUUCGGGUGGUUCCGAAUCAUCACAGCAGACGCCGAAUAGAGGAACACCUCCAACUCGCAGUCGUCCAACGCUGAAACCUUCGACAGCUAUAGUUUCUAAAACUGCUGAAAUAGCUGACAUUUACCUUAAUCCACCAAGACGACCAGAAGCAGUUUACCCACAACCAACUCCUGAUAAGACAGCCGCUAAGUGCCGUAAGGAUGUAUGUCUCUUACCUGAUUGCUUCUGCGGAGGAAAAGAUAUACCCGGAGAGUUACGAGUCAGCGAAGUACCACAAAUAGUACUCAUAACAUUCGACGAUGCGGUAAAUGAUUUAAACAAAAUUUACUACGAAGAACUCUUUGAAAAAGGAAGAGUUAAUCCCAAUGGGUGUCCUAUAACAGGCACCUUUUAUGUCUCACACGAAUGGACAGAUUAUAGUCAAGUACAAAAUUUAUAUGCAGAUGGCCACGAAUUUGCCUCACACACUAUUUCACAUAGUUUUGGUGAACAAUUUUCCCAAAAGAAAUGGAACAGAGAAGUUGGUGGUCAAAGAGAGAUUUUGGCAGCUUAUGGUGGUGUUAAACUUGAAGAUGUCAGAGGAAUGAGAGCACCUUUCUUGUCCGUUGGUGGCAAUAAGAUGUUCAAAAUGUUGUACGACUCUAACUUUACAUACGACUCGUCUUUACCUGUGUACGAAAAUAAACCACCCAGCUGGCCUUAUACCUUGGAUUAUAAAUUAUUCCACGAUUGCAUGAUUCCGCCCUGCCCAACAAAAUCAUACCCAGGAGUUUGGGAGGUACCUAUGGUGAUGUGGCAAGAUCUUAACGGUGGAAGAUGUUCCAUGGGAGAUGCUUGUGCUAACCCACCUGAAGCGGAAGGCGUUUACAAAAUGAUCUUGAAGAACUUUGACAGACAUUACACGAGCAAUAGGGCUCCAUUCGGCUUAUUCUACCACGCAGCUUGGUUCACCCAACCCCAUCACAAAGAAGGUUUCAUCAAGUUCUUAGACUUCAUCAAUAAAAUGCCCGAUGUAUGGAUUGUAACAAAUUGGCAAGCGCUACAGUGGGUUCGAGAUCCAACUCCAAUUUCAAGAUUAAAUAACUUCCAACCAUUCCAAUGCAAUUAUGCGGAUCGACCUAAGAAGUGCAACAAUGCUAAAGUAUGCAAUCUUUGGCACAAAUCCGGAGUACGAUACAUGAGAACAUGUCAACCUUGUCCUGAGAUUUACCCUUGGACCGGCAAGACGGGCAUCAGAUCAUCACGGAUCGACAAUGAGAUUGAAGAAUAAGCAGAUACUGUUAUUAGUUAUUAACAAAUUACGCCCAUCCUGAGUAAUGAUCCAUUAGAAUUUGCUUUUUAAUUUUAAGGCAACGAGGCAAGGAUCAUUCAGCUAGUAAAUUAUUGUCAGUAGAAAUUGUUUUGUCACCUUCACCUAGUGAGUGCCAUUUAGACUUGAUGGUCACAAAGCAAAAAUGUAAAUUGUAAACAAUUUCAUCGUAGUUAAGGAGAACGUUUUGCUAGUUCGUUAGUGUAAUUAACUUCGCUCCUGUUAGUUAAAGUUAUGUAAUGCAUUGGAAGCUGUGAUAUUGUGUCUUUUCAAUCGUCUUAAAAAAUCUGCUUUCAAACAAUCUGUAAGUUCCGUUUGACGAAUUUACGUAUGAUGUUAUCGAUCUUAUGAUAUUCUGCUUUAUACAGGUGUCCUUUCUCAUGAUCGUUUUAAUUUUAAGUGUACUUCAAAUACUCUCUCAUUUUGGAAUGGAAAAUUAUAUUUAGAUGUAAGAUUUAUAACAGCUAUAAAAUCACAAAGUGAUAUUUUUACAUACUCUGAAUUAUUGUCAUCUUCAAUACUUUUUUUUGAUAACCAUUAUUGUUCAUAAUUUUUAAAAUAAGCCAUAUUAAAAAUUAGAAAAAAAAAGAUUUCUUAUCUUGCCAGCGUUGUGGUUGACACUGCCUUUUUAUACAAUUUGUAAAUAUAGUUAUUAGAAUUUAAUUUUUUUUAAGUGUUAGGAUAUAGUAUUUUAUGAGUUGUAAGCGCCCGUUAGAUGAAAAUAUAUACUUAGCUUUUCAAAUAAUACUACGCUUAAUAUGAACAAAGGUUUUCAAAAUUUUAUUUAUAUAUAUUUUAGCGUCGCGCAGACGUCUGUCUACAUCGCAAUAAGUGAUGAAGCACAUGUUUAUGUGACUGCUAAUAAAUAUUAUAAUUAAAACAAUUUUACAGUGCUUUAUGAAAAUAAAGAGACAAACUGAAGUUUUUAAUUUACAGCGUUCUAUUAUGUAAAGAAUCAUUGCUUUUCAGAUCAUAUAUUUUUCCCUUUCGAGUUUUCAUUACUUUUUUAUAUUAUUAAUAUUUAAUGCUGCGUGCACUAAAUAUAGUAGAAGCGCUUACAAAUUUAUCUACUUAUUUAAAACAAUUUGCAAUAUUUAUAUGUCCUAUUAAUGUAAAUAUAGGUUUAAUAUUUAAAAUUGGAAGUUCCAUCCAUUUCCAAAUAAUAUUCGAUUGAUGUUUGUCUAUUCUCUCGGCUGAUUCUAUGUAACUUGGACGUGAAUCUUUUUUACUGGAACCCGUUUUUGAUGCUGUGUCAAAUUUUGCAUUCAUUUUGAUAAUAAAUUAUCUGGUGAUGUAAUAAAUGCCACCAGUGCAAAUGAAUAAAAUAAUAUAAUGCUA
Maniola jurtina (meadow brown) is the source of this 8787-nucleotide messenger RNA. RefSeq names its product mucin-4-like (gene Cda5). The transcript has 17 exons. Gene Ontology annotation, cellular component: extracellular region. The record is from RefSeq and is a predicted model, not a curated record. Gene Ontology annotation, biological process: carbohydrate metabolic process. Lineage: Eukaryota; Metazoa; Arthropoda; Insecta; Lepidoptera; Nymphalidae. The coding region runs from base 88 to 7410 and encodes 2440 amino acids. Gene Ontology annotation, molecular function: chitin binding; hydrolase activity, acting on carbon-nitrogen (but not peptide) bonds.